GCCAAGCUCCCCUCCUCCCCUCACCCUUCCCCGUCUCCGACCACUGCUGACCGGGGACAGGGACGCUCAGAGUUUGCCGUCCAGCAUGGGGCCGGAGCCGGUCGGAUCCGCCUCUCCCACAGGUGUCCCGGACCCUCGGCGCAGGGACGUCUGCUGAGAGAAGGAACCUGGCAUCCUGGACCGGGGAGGAGCCGGGGGUGGGCGCCGUCUGGAAAGUUGUUCUACGCUCGGGGGAUUGGGGGGUCCCCGUGAGCCUCGGUCUCCCCCGACCCCAUGGGCGGCAUCAACUUCCAGACCGGACUUCUGGUCGUCAGCUACUUCGGUUACUUACUGCUGGGCUCGGUCAUAUUCCAAGCCCUGGAGAGAAACUCGGAGAAAGAGCUGAAAGCGUCCGUGUACGAGAUGAAAGCCGCCUUCCUGGAGAACCUGGCCUCCCUGACGCCUCAGGACGUGGAGGAGUUUGUGAAGAACCUGACGCAGGCCAUCCAGAGGGGGGUGUACCCCCUGGGCAAUGCCACCGACACGGACCACAGCAACUGGGAUUUCAGUAAUUCCUUCUUCUUCGUAGGUUCCAUUGUGUCCACCAUAGGCGGUGCCAAGAUUGCGUCGGGCGGCAGGAGGAAGGUCCCCGAUUGCCGCGGCCCGUGUGACCCGGUGGGUCCCGGGGCGAGGGAAGCGCCGGAUACAGAGCUGGGAAUCCAGAAGGUCACCCCAGGCUGCGGGACUCUGUCUCCCAAGACGGCAGGCGGCCAGAUCUUCUGCGUCUUCUUCGCCCUGUUUGGGAUCCCCUUGAACAUCAUCGUCCUCCACCGGGUGGGGAAGGCCCUGUCGUCGCUGUGCGAGAGGCUGGGGAAAUGCCUGUACAGGAAGGGGAUGAGAGAGAAAAGGAUUAAGUUUCUGACGCUCCAGUUCUUCCUGGUGACCGGCGUCCUCGUGUUCCUGGGGCUUCCGGCCCUCGUCUUCCACUCGGUCGAGGGCUGGACGUACAACGAAGGGAUCUACUACGCCUUCAUCACUUUGAGCACCAUCGGCUUUGGGGAUUACGUCGUAGGCGUGCAGCCCGGGCGGACGUACCGCUCCUAUUACCGGGCGCUGGUGGCCAUCUGGAUCCUGUUCGGGCUGGCCUGGAUCGCCCUCCUCUUCAACCUGCUCACCACGUUUCUGGAGGACACGGAGAGGAAGAUCGCGGAGGACCUCCACAAAAUCGCGUCCGAGCGGGAGCAUGGGAGGAGUGUGAUCCGCUGCCAGCUCUCCAAGGCAGGUCUCAAAGAGGAGGAGGAAGAGGAGCUCACCCUGGGCCCCUGAGGGGUUGCCCGAGCUGGAUUUUGUGCAUCGCGGGCCAAACGGAGAAGGGGGAGGGGGCAACUCUGUCCUCAGAGGGCCGGGACCUACCGUCUGGGGAGGGGCCACUGUCACACACCUCCAGGGUUGCGGGUUUUCAAAUUUCCAACCACGUUGUAGGCCCCGGCCCCCUCGGUGGGGCACCUUGAGGCGGCUACCUCCCUCGCUUCCUGGCCGGCACCGAGUCUGCUGUGGCCGGGGCCCGGGGGCGGCCGUCAAACUUGCGAAUUAUAGUUGGUGGUGUUCGAAGAGCGAUAACUAUGAAAAGGAGUUCCCAAAAACCCAAGAUCCGCAGCUCGAUCCCUCUCCUCAAACUUUCCUCUUUGGAGCUGACCCCCUGGGACUCCAAACCCAGAGCCAAGCAGGCUCUUCCUCUACCGCUUCCUCCCGAAAGAGGCCGGGGAAACGAAAUAACCUCCCGAUGACUGGGCCAGCUGUUGUUCCCUCUCGGCCGUCAGCCAUCCGGGAAAGGACUCUCCCUGUGGCGAAUGGCAGCUUCCCUCCGUUGGCGCCAGAGAAUUGGACAGGUCUCCUUUCUGAGGGUCGACACGAUUGCAAGUUAGCUAGCCGUUCGUUCAUCCUGACCACGGGAGGGGCCGGGGCCGGACUCCCUCCGAAGUCACUGCCAGGAAAUUCCAAUGUCGGCGUGGCGGGGGUGGGAAG
Messenger RNA from Ornithorhynchus anatinus (platypus), 2004 nucleotides. RefSeq names its product potassium channel subfamily K member 16-like. NCBI's taxonomy places the organism in Eukaryota, Metazoa, Chordata, Mammalia, Monotremata, Ornithorhynchidae. Gene Ontology annotation, biological process: potassium ion transmembrane transport; stabilization of membrane potential. Gene Ontology annotation, cellular component: membrane. Gene Ontology annotation, molecular function: potassium ion leak channel activity. The record is from RefSeq and is a predicted model, not a curated record. The transcript has 6 exons. Bases 274 to 1305 code for a protein of 343 amino acids.